Maniola jurtina (meadow brown) is the source of this 1587-nucleotide messenger RNA. Its product is annotated as PEST proteolytic signal-containing nuclear protein-like. Gene Ontology annotation, biological process: proteasome-mediated ubiquitin-dependent protein catabolic process; protein ubiquitination. Gene Ontology annotation, cellular component: nucleus. The coding region runs from base 147 to 773 and encodes 208 amino acids. NCBI's taxonomy places the organism in Eukaryota, Metazoa, Arthropoda, Insecta, Lepidoptera, Nymphalidae. The record is from RefSeq and is a predicted model, not a curated record. The transcript is spliced from 4 exons.
AACGCAGGUGAAACUAAAAAAAAAAACUAAAAUGGCCGAAUGGCCGAAUGACUUUUCUUUGUGCUGCAACGAAAAUUUGCAUGGAAAUUGGAAAAUUUAAUUUUAUUAGUAUUGAAUAUUGAAAUAUAAUAUAAAGUUACACAAGAAUGAGCGAUCGCUACAGAGAACACAAAGGGUCGUCUCGAUCGUCGCGUGAUGAUUAUAGGAAGGACAAAAGCCACCGGGAGCGCGAAGGGCGGACCAGGACACGAUCGCGGUCUCCGAGGCGGAAGCGGCCUUCACCACCUGUACACAAACAUGCUCGAGAGGAACCCACCAGGAGUCGGGAUAGGGACUUAGAGGUUCAAGGUAAGCAGAGAGAUGAAAUAAGACAUGCCCCAGAAUGGGAGGGUUCAGAUGAAGAGGUGCCAGCGCCUCCACCCCCGCCUCGCAUCAGCAAAAUAACCAUGGGCUUCACAAAACCUAAAACACCAAUCAAAAUGACCCUGGGUGCAAGUUCCAAGUCAGCAAAACCCAAACCAACUGUAGCAUCGGUGUUCAACCGUGAUGAUGAUGAUGAACCAGAAGAAAUGCCUGCAGAAGCUAAGAUGAGGAUGCGAAAUAUAGGAAGAGAAACCCCAACAUCGGCAGGCCCAAAUUCAUUCGGCAAAACAAAGCAAGGCUUUUGUGAUGCCAAGAAAGUGUUUGAGAAAAACCUCAAAGAAGCUCUGGAGACUGCAGAGAAACCUGCUACCAAGUUUCCGCAAACUAUCUAUAAGAUUAAAGGCCCAUGAUAAGCAUACAAUGCUUACUAAGUUGUAGUGGCUUCAGGAAAAAGAAAUCUGACAUUGAACCUGUGCAGUGGGUAAUUUAUCUCAGAAUAAAGUAAGGCUUAAGUGAGACCGAUUCCAAAAAGAGGUUAGCUGCAAAAGUAGUUUUUGCAUUAUUGCCCAAAACUUAUGGCAAAUUUCAAAAUCUGAUCUUUAUAAAAAAGAAUGAUGUAUGUGUCAGUUUAGUUAGUUAGUUUUGUUGUCUAUGUAGGAAACAUUUAGAAACAUCAAUUUUCGUAAAUUCCCGUUUUUUGGCGAUAACUCAAAAACUACUUUUGCAGUUAACUUGCUUUUUAUAAGUAGAAUGGCAGACUAUGCUACUACCCAUGCACAGGAAUCCCCAAUGCUGUUCUACUGUCCUAUAUUUAAAAAGCUGCUUCAAAGAAUUAUCACCAAAAAUUAUAGGAAUUUAGAAAAACCGAUAUUUCUUAAAAAAAAAAUUUUAAGAAAUAAUCUUUCUCCUUCAUAGUCCAUUAGCAUUCUUUUUUAGAAAAUUCAUAAUUUUUUUUUGACGAUAACCUCCAUUUGGUAUGUUUUGCAGUAACGACUCUUUAGAUAUAAAUUAGGAUGGCAAUGUUGCCCAAUGUUACUUUUACCUGAGGCCACUAUCUAAACUAAUAAAUAAAAUUGGAGUGUCUGUCUGUAAUAUAUAAUGAAUAGUAAUGUGACAUAAAAGUUAAAAUUAUGUUGUAUGAAUUGAAAUGGAUUUCAACUUUUGUGAUGUUACUGUAGCCUUUUAUGUAAAUGUAUUACAGUAAUAAUGGUAUCAUUAAUUUAA